AUGGUCAGAUGUUUCUCGGAUUUGGUCGCAUCCGGCACGAUGUGCCUUCUCAAACAAUGGCUGCCCUGUGCUGCACACCGUUUGCACUUGACGGUGUGUAAUGGUUUGGCCCUAUAUAAAACGAGGCACACUGAGAAGGCUGGCAUCUAUGGACAUAAAACGGUAGAGGACGGUCUAGCACAAGCGGAAGAAGUUCUGAAGGAAAUGGAUGCAAUGGAUCCCACCGAGGGCGACAAUUCCACUACUGUCAACACUGAUGCGCUUCUGAUGGAGGCAGAGGAGGACAUUGAACAGGACGAGCCUGAUUGGGGGCUUGAAGGAGAUGAUGAAGCAUUCCGUGAUGGCAUCGAGACUGCUGGGCGGGUAACUCGCACCCAAGCAAGCGCUAAGCGCUCGGUUGACCGUGUUCGAACAUUGAUCUCACUGCUGCGAAAAUCUACCACUGCUCGUGACAUCAUGAAUGAUGUGAGGGAAAAGUUCCCCCCCGCUAGCAAAGGAGGGACGGCUUACUGCGGGGACACGGUCACCCGCUGGAAUAGCACUUUCGCUAUGAUCAAGCAGAUCCUUGAUUACAAGCUCCAAUACGAAGAGUUUCAGC
This is a messenger RNA of Perkinsus marinus ATCC 50983, 598 nucleotides long. RefSeq lists its product as hypothetical. The record is from RefSeq and is a predicted model, not a curated record. The transcript has a single exon. NCBI's taxonomy places the organism in Eukaryota, Perkinsozoa, Perkinsida, Perkinsidae. The annotation marks the transcript as partial.